CGAUUACUUACGCUUAUCAUUGACGGCGUUCCUCACUCGCCACACUAUUGCUCGUGGAUCGCGAUGAAUCCCGCCGCUACGCUUCAGCAAGAGCUGUGGGCUUUUGUGGAGAGUCUGUCAGUGCCUCAUGUGGCCCCCGGACUGUCUCCGGAGGCGCGACUGGAGCAGAUCCAUCAGCAGGCAGGUGAUUUGCUGGCCAGAAGGCGCGAGGCGUCUAUCAAUGGAACUGUCGAGUUUCCAGCCGCCUCGGCUGCUGCAAUUGCCACUAGUAAUGAAGAUCACCAUGGAAAGACGAAAGAUGAAGAGCACAAGGAAGUUGCGGCGACCACCAAGGCCGAGGAGAAAAUGUACGAGGAAGUGAACGAGCGCAUUGCUCGACGCAUGAUCGACGGUGUGGAGCAGCUCAAUAGAGGAGGCACAGCAACAGCUAGCACUAGCGAAGACAAGAGCGAUACACUAUCUGACUGUACGACAAUCACCGAGACGUCCAGUGUCUACGGGAUCCACAACACGUGGGUGGAUCUCGCCACGCUCUACUCGCUACCAUUCGUCAUGAGCGACAGUAAUCAUCGUUUAAAGCCCGUGCCACCGCUGAAUAUUGCACAGGAACAGAGUCACUUGAGUAAGAUCUUCCAGGAAUGCCAGCGUGCAGUGCACACGAUGCGAGCAGUGGCUACGGUUGACGCACUUCGGAAAGUUUUGGAUCGUGGCGUGACUGUGUUACACUUCAGCGGACAUGGAGGUCGAAUUGUGGGGCAAAGCCAGUAUCUCAUGUUUGAAGACACGCAGUGCUCUGGUCUGGCGCAUUUAGUAGAUUCUACGACACUGCGGAGUAUACUGAACGGUGGUACGAGUUCUUCGGUCGUUGAGGAGCCCAUUGUCAGUGAAAGCAGCAUCUCGCUGGAGAUACCGAAGGAUAACGUGCCGGCUAGUAGUAUCACUGGUUUGCCGGCGCGCUCUCCAUCCCAAAUCUCAUCAUCUCGUAGCAUUGACGGUCGGCCUGCGAUCAACGGCACUCUCAAGUUGGUAUUUGUAUCAUCUUGCGAUUCGAAGGAUAUCGGUGAAGUUUUCAUCCAAGCUGGAGUAGCACACGUAGUGUGCGUGCGGUCUGAAGGCCGGGUAUUGGAUGAAUCUUCAGCCAUGUUUUCGUAUUCGUUCUACCAUGCAGCUGUAACGGGGAAGACAAUCCAGCAAGCGUUUGAAAUCGCUCGUGUCCGCGUGAGUGCCGAAAUGCGGAUUCCUGACGGGGAAGGCGACAAGUUUGUGCUAUUGGAAUCGUCUCAGCUACACGCGGAAACCUGCCCACUUUGGUCCAGAGAGGAAGUUCCACAGGCGAUUGAAGUGAAUUUCGAGGAGAAGAGUUGCAGAUGCAAUGCGUCAACGCAACAGUUUGUGUUCUCCGAUAUCUCAGUGGGUAAGUGGGUCGAUGUGAGUCCGUCCAACAAAUUCAGUAAAACUCUUCCGCCAGUAGCUGAGUCGUUUGUGGGUAGAGAGCAAGAACUGCACAUGCUAGCAGAACUAGUCAACACGCGAAGGUUUGUGACACUACGUGGUCCUCCUGGAAUCGGCAAGAGUACCUUGUCGACUAAGCUUGCUCACUUCCUGGCUGAUCGUAAUGCCUUCCCUGAUGGCGUUGCAUUCAUUCGGUUGCGUGGGGUCCAGUCACUGGAAGGCAUGGAAUCGUCUAUCAAGAGCGCGUUGUUCCCUGAAGGUGGUCGUGAGAAGGACAUGCCGCUCGACCAAGCGCUCGCUGACAUGAAAGUUUUACUCGUGAUGGACAACAUGGAAGAUCCGAUCAACGCGAAUCCGUCGUCUACGCGCGAUUUUCUGCUGCAAUUGCUACAUAAUACGCCGUCCUUGUCGUUUUUGAUGACGGCUCGACAAGCAAUGGGCGGUGGAAUCAACGAGUUUGACGAGAAGGUGGUGUCUUUAAAUCGUUUAUCGCACUAUCACGCUGCGGACCUGUUCAUCAAAAAGUCACCACGCGCGCUGCUUGUGUCUGAAAUCGGGGAUACUGAUACUAGUGGUACGAAGUCCACGUCUACGUCGAUUCUGAAUGCGUUGGUAGCUCACCCAUUGAUGGCGUUCCUCGAUGGUCACCCACAAGCUAUUUCGCUCUGUGCUCCAUUGCUUCAGGAUAGAUCUCUGUCAGAGCUUACACGAGCAGUACUCAGUCGCGGUGUGAGCGAGUUGCAAGUUGUAGGUCUCGCUGCACACGAUCGCAGCGCUUUGAACACCCUCGUUGCAUCGCUGGAUGUGUCCUUGGAGCAAGUUCGGAUGCACCACGGCCAAGACGCGAUCCGAUUCUUCGCGCUUUUGGGAUUGCUUCCAGCUGGAGCAAUGCCAGCAGAUUUUAAGAGCCUGUGGGGGAGCAAGUGGGAGGGGCUUGUGGAGACGCUUCUUCGAUUCUCGCUUAUUCAACGAAAUCGUAUUCCAGGAUUCGCACUGGCUAAGCGAGGCUUGCCCAAACGCAGCGGUACGGGAACAAGCGGCCUCGGUAGCAGUAGCUCCAGAAGAUCCAGGUCGCGCCAUUCAUCCAGCCGUGGAUACGACCAGUCUUUGUUGGCAGCUCUGAAGUCGUACAGCGACUUCAUCAAUAACGCUACUGAGGCUGCUGGGAAAGCUGAGAGUGCAGAAUAUGACAUCCCGAAUGGCAGAGGUGGGUCUCGUCGCGCCUUGAACGACAGACACAUGCUCAACUCGCUGACGCGCAGUGGACGCGCAUCUCGCGUCUCCGAGCAUGUGGAGCGUAUGGACGACCACGCGGAGAUUAUGGCUGUGUGUGUUUCGUAUUCAACGUUCCCGUUCAUUGCAAGUUAUGCGCGCAGUUUGCUCGGAAUGUACGACGGCGAUGGUGCGAAGAACGAGGUAUUGGAGUCACUCUGCGUUUCCGACCGUGAUCUCUUCCUGUAUAACACCUCGAGGCAUUUCCAAAAAGUGAGCUACUGGGUCUUUCAGCACAUCUGCACACUCACAAUCGAAUCAAGCGCAGCUUAUUUGAUUUUGGACUUGCAUGAAUCCAAUCUUUGGAUGAUUCUCGACCUCCAUAUUCGCAUGAUUGAGGAGUGCCAAGCGGAAGCCAAGGCCUCGUCACCAAGAUCGACGAGGACAGAUGUUCAUUCAACUGUUGACAAUAGCGAUGGCAUCAACCUGCGCGAGAAGAUUGAUGGCUAUGUGAUGGACGUAGCAUGUUAUCUCGCGCACUCUUUGUUCUUGUCAGGUCGCCAUCGCGGUGCUUGGAACGCGGCUAACAAGGCUUUGCAUAUCGCCAAACAGCACAAGAAUACCCUUUGUCAGGCGAAUAUUCGUAAACUGAUGGGCAUUCUACUCACAACCGAAACAAAGUUCGACGAAGCCAAGGCUCAAUUCGGCACAGCUCUCAUUCUGUACAAAACUGUUGGAAACAAAAUUGGACAAGCGGCAUCUUUGAGUGCGAUCGGCAUGAUUCACUCACGCAACGGAAAUCUACGAGGCGCUCACAAUUGCUUCACGAAGGCGUUGACACUGUACGAAUGGUACAAACAUUCACUUGGACAACUCAAUUGUCAUCAGCGCCUUGCUAAUUUGGAAAAAAAGUUACGCGAUGGUGAUGGAUCAGCUCACAAGAAUGGACCAAACUCAGGCCACAGUCACCAUUAUGCAGCAACUCGUCGUCUUCAAGGUGAUUUGAAUCGCAAACGUAACGGCGAAUACAUUGUUCGCUGGGUGGGGCACGAAACGAGUCUGCUACUGGAGAUGCCGUCUCCAACAGUAGAAGAUGACAGCCAGUCCCGUCCUGGGCAUUCCAUUGUAACCUCUUCGCAAGGGUUACCAUACCCGCUUGGUACAGGUGCAAAGGUGACAGCACCGAGUGUCACGAACAAUUUGAAGAAGGUGAAAGCAAGCGUACUCCUUGAGCAGAAGGAACAAAGUACUUCGACUGCUGCUUCAACAAUUAUCACCAUAAAUGAGGGGCAAGGUGACAAAUUCAAAAACAGUAGCUUUGCCAAGAGGAAAGAGUAUGACAGCAGUAUCAGAAAAUCUGCUGCUGCCAUGGCGAACGCGUCCAACUUAGCCUCAUCACCUGAGCCGUAGUAAUUUGUGCGUUCAAAAUUGUAGUUACUGUAACUCUUACCACUCAUCAUCACUGUUCUCGAUUUCAUCGUCGACC
Molecule: messenger RNA, 4150 nt
Organism: Phytophthora nicotianae INRA-310
Lineage: Eukaryota; Oomycota; Peronosporomycetes; Peronosporales; Peronosporaceae
Exons: 1
Coding region: 64-4074 (1336 amino acids)
Molecular function (GO): protein binding
Source: RefSeq, a predicted model, not a curated record